UGCUGAUCCAAAUGGUUCGACCAAAUUCAUGUAAGUCUGAUACGUGUGUCUAUUAUGCCUAGUCAAGGUUACGAUGCGGGUUACGCAUGUGUCUAGAUCUCGCCUCCUAGCGGAUGAGAUGCCCCAUCUGGCAGCCCGUCUCAAUGGAGAAUUUUUUUUUUUUAUUAUUAUAUAAAUCGUAUGCUACCUUAUGUCGAUAUGGUACGAUAAUCACCACCAGCUUCCUCUACAUCAUCUACAUUUAUAAACAAACAUUCUUCACCUCUGCUCACUAUCAUCACUACUCUAAACCAUCCAAUACUUGAUAAGUCUCCAUUACGCAAAAUGAGUCGACAAUCAAACCCGUUCAACAAUGCAAACUUCUGGGAUUUUGUUCAGCACUUUGACCCCAACCAAGCAACUGGCCGCGGAGUAGAUCAUCAGACUGAGACUCCAUUUCCCUCUUUCAUGGCCGGUUUCCCCUUUGGUUCGCCAUCUGGCCCUCACCCUCCUCACCCUCCUCAUCCCCAUGGGCAUGGACAUGGUCCACGAGGACCUCCUCCACCCCCUGAGGCUGACGGCUUCGUCUGGGGUCCUUGGUUCUCCGGUGAAGGCGCUCCCGACAGUCGAACCCAUAAUGAGCCAAGUCAGCAGGCAAACGAGACUCAGCAAGCUACCGGAAGUGAAAGCCACGAGUCUGACGAGACCAUGAAUGUCCCUGACCCCGAAGAAGUUGCCCCUGAGGAGAAUCAGUGCGGAGCUCGGCCUGAGUGGGCUGGGCGAGGUCGUGGCCGUGGCCGUGGAGGCCCUCGAUGCGGUCGAGGUCGAGGCCGCGGUGCUUUCCCCCAUGGCCCUCACCGUGGUCCCCAUCACGGCCCUCAUCCUCCCCCUCCCCCCUACGGUGGCCCCUUUGACCUUUCUGGCCUCUUCCGCGGAUGGGGCAACCAUCCUUUCGUUCGCAACAUGCGCGAGCAGUUCCAAGAGAACCAGAACCGGAGCCAGGAGCAAAACACCAAUGACUCAUCCGACUCCUCCUUCAACCCACCUAUCGACAUCUUCAACACCGAGAAGUCAUAUGUCAUUCACGUCGCCCUCCCUGGCGCAAAGAAGGAGGAUAUUGGCCUGAACUGGGAUGCCGACCGCAACCUUCUCAAGAUCGCAGGCGUCGUCCACCGCCCUGGCGAUGAGGCCUUCCUCAGCACGCUCAGCUCUGGCGAGCGCAAGGUUGGUAUGUUUGAACGCAACGUAGCUCUGCCGCCCUCGGGAGCAGAUGAGCGCGACGAGGUUGACGGUUUGGGCAUCACCGCCAAGAUGGAGGACGGUGUCUUGGCCAUUACCGUCCCCAAGGCUGAGAAAGAGUGGACUGAGAUCCACAAGAUUGAUAUUGAGUAGGGAUUGGAAAGGUUGGGAAUGAUGUGUUAUGAUAUCCACACUUGCAAUGGAGUUUGAUAGCUGCUAUGGCUUUUGGUCAGUUUCACGAUAACCCCGUUUAGCUUCUGGUUUUUAGUUUGGGCUCUGUUGGCGCGAAUACCUUAAGUACCUGAAUACGAUAUCUAUAUCAUUAUUUAGCAGUAGCGGAAAGAGAAAAGAACAAACCACAAAAAAAGGGAAGAGAAGGAGUAGGAAGAAAAAAAAAUACAUCCAUCUAUUAAUUAUUGAAAUCUUUAUUUGCAGACG
Fusarium verticillioides 7600 is the source of this 1656-nucleotide messenger RNA. RefSeq lists its product as hypothetical. NCBI's taxonomy places the organism in Eukaryota, Fungi, Ascomycota, Sordariomycetes, Hypocreales, Nectriaceae. Gene Ontology annotation, biological process: response to hydrogen peroxide; response to heat; protein folding. The transcript has a single exon. Bases 325 to 1371 code for a protein of 348 amino acids. The record is from RefSeq and is a predicted model, not a curated record.